Vicia faba (fava bean) is the source of this 909-nucleotide messenger RNA. The record is from the annotation of a GenBank genome assembly. NCBI's taxonomy places the organism in Eukaryota, Viridiplantae, Streptophyta, Magnoliopsida, Fabales, Fabaceae.
AUGGACUCCAUCUCCGGAGUUCCGUCUCCCCUCAACACCGCCCCACCGCGACCUCCGUCGACAUCGCCGUUUCCCGGCCGGGAUGACUGCUGGAGCGAAGACGCUACUUUCACUCUCAUCGACGCAUGGGGUGAACGCUACUUAGACCUAAACCGUGGUAACCUCCGCCAGAAGCACUGGCAAGAGGUUGCCGACGCCGUCAACGACCUCCACGCCGCCGGUAACAACAACAGGAAAGCUCGUCGGACCGACGUUCAGUGCAAAAACCGAAUCGACACGCUUAAAAAGAAGUAUAAGAUCGAGAAAGCUAGGGUUUCCGAAUCCGACAGCGGUUACCAGAGUCCUUGGCCAUUCUUCUCCAGCCUCGACAUCCUCAUCGGAAACACUUUUCCGGUAAAGAAACACUCGCCGCCGGCCAGCGAACGAACCACCAACGCCGUCGUCAAAUCUCUGCCGCCUCUUCCGGCGUGGAUAAUCUCUCAUCCGGUUGGUCCCCGAUCAGGGACGCAAAAACGUCCGGCGCAGAUGAACAGAGACGACACAUCUUUCCGACGGAAUUUCUCAGCCUUUGCAACUGCGGCAGCGGCAGUGGCCGAGGCAGAAAGUGAGGAGAUUGAGGACUGGAAGUCGAAUUGCCGAACAAAGAGUGGGAAGAGGGGAAGAGAGAGUGAUAGCAAUAUGGAGUGUGGGUACAAACAUCUUGCUCAGGCGAUAGAGAGGUUUGGUGAAGUAUACGAAAGAGUUGAAGUCUCCAAACAGAGACAAAUGGUGGAAUUGGAAAUGCAGAGGAUGAAAUUUGCAAAGGAGUUAGAGUUCCAAAGGAUGCAGUUAAUCAUGGAAACGCAGAUUCAGAUUCAGAAAAUCAAGCGCAGCAAGCGUUGUUCUCCUGGUGUUGACAGUUUCUCAUAG